GCGCUUGAUGUUAACGUCAGAGUUAAAAUGGCAGCUGGCAGAACAUAAAAACGUAGUAAGCAAAACUUCUUUGUAGCCAGAAAUAAAUUAAACAUUUUGUAUUUAUUAAGUGAACUUUGCAAACGGUACAUUUCUUGUUUACUCCAACUACCCAUACAAAAGUAUAUUCGUAUUAAUACUAGCAAGGGCACUAUGAAAUCAGAUGAGGAGGAGUUGAUGCCCAGGCUCUUGCCUGUAGAAGAAUAUGACGUUGAAGAUUUUGAUCCCACAGUGCCCCCGAGGAACCCCCAGGAAUAUUUAAGACAGGUUCAGCUUGAGGCAUCAAUGUGCCCUGAAGUUAUGGUUGCUCAGAUUGACCCAAAGAAGCUUAAGAAGAACCAGACUGUAAACAUUUCACUUUUGGGAUGCCAGCCAGCCCCUGAAGGUUUUUCACCCAGUCUCAAGUGGCAGCAACUGCAAGUUGCUAAUUUUUCAGAUGUUAGACAGAAUGUUAACAAGCACAGAGAACAUUGGAAGUUACAAUCUUUGGACAAUAAUGUAGUGAUGCCAAAUCCAGAAGAUGAGGAAGGCUGGAAGAAAUUUUGCCUGGGUGAAAAGGUGUACUUUGAUAGGCUGCUUUCACAGGAUGAGGAUGAGAACGAGAAUGAGAACCCAGGCAUUGAUUAUGUAAAGGUAGGAUUCCCGCCUCUGCUUAGCAUUGUCAGCAGAUUGAGUCAAGCGUCAGUAACUAGUGUUUUGGAGUAUUUGAUGAACUGGUUAGGAGAGAAAGACUUUACUUCUGAACUGGGAAGGUGGUUGUAUGCAUUGCUGGCUUGCCUUGAAAAACCUUUGCUACCAGAAGCCCAUUCCCUUAUCCGACAAUUGGCAAGACGUUGCUCUGAAGUCCGUGCCAGUCUUGAGAGUAAAGAGGAUAAGAGACUAUCUGCGCUGAAUUUAUUGAUUUGCCUGGUGGCCAGGUAUUUUGAGCAGAAUGACUUGGCUGAUAAGGAGUGAUGCUUUGGCAGAAUUGUGUUUGAGAUUUUUCAGUACAGUAACCACAGUGGAAUGUGAAGCUGGGCUACAGAACCCCUAGUGGUAACAAAACUGCAGUCUUAUUGCAGUUUGCACAGCAAGGUCACUGAUCCUUUUAUAUAUAUAUAUAUAUAUAUAUAUAUAUAUAUAUAUAUAUAUAUAUA
Polyodon spathula (Mississippi paddlefish) is the source of this 1175-nucleotide messenger RNA. It is a transcript of the gene gemin2, whose product is annotated as gem (nuclear organelle) associated protein 2. The record is from RefSeq and is a predicted model, not a curated record. Gene Ontology annotation, cellular component: nucleus; SMN complex; spliceosomal complex. Gene Ontology annotation, biological process: spliceosomal complex assembly; spliceosomal snRNP assembly. The transcript has 10 exons. Bases 193 to 993 code for a protein of 266 amino acids. Lineage: Eukaryota; Metazoa; Chordata; Actinopteri; Acipenseriformes; Polyodontidae.